Ostreobium quekettii is the source of this 459-nucleotide messenger RNA. Lineage: Eukaryota; Viridiplantae; Chlorophyta; Ulvophyceae; Bryopsidales; Ostreobiaceae. The record is from the annotation of a GenBank genome assembly.
AUGGCCGUGUCUCGGACGGUCUCCGAGGCCCGCGUCAACAAGAACACCAACUGGCUGAACGCCGAGGGCGCCUGGCUGUGGUACCUGGGCCUGAUCGCCCUCACCUGGCUGGCCCUCUCCUCCUUCAUGGACGCGGGGCUGGCCUGGACGUACGUCCACCUCUUCCACGGCGCCGUCACCUUCUACCUGAUGCACUGGACCAAGGGCUCGCCCAUCGCGGAGGAUCAAGGCGUGUGGGACUCGCACACGUUCUGGGAGCAGCUGGACGACGAGGAGCAGGGCACGCGCAACCGCAAGUUUUUCGCCGUGGUGCCCCUGGUGCUGUUCCUGCUGGCCACGCACGGCUCGGACUUCCGGCAGCAGCCCUUGCUGCUGAACCUGGUGGUAGUGGUGGUGCUGCUGGUGGCCAAGACGCCGGCGAUGCACGGUGUGCGGCUGUUCGGCAUAAACAAGUACUGA